Messenger RNA from Erpetoichthys calabaricus (reedfish), 2045 nucleotides. RefSeq names its product ADP ribosylation factor like GTPase 3, like 1 (gene arl3l1). The coding region runs from base 175 to 738 and encodes 187 amino acids. The transcript is spliced from 6 exons. Gene Ontology annotation, molecular function: GTPase activity; GTP binding. Gene Ontology annotation, biological process: cilium assembly. NCBI's taxonomy places the organism in Eukaryota, Metazoa, Chordata, Cladistia, Polypteriformes, Polypteridae. The record is from RefSeq and is a predicted model, not a curated record. Gene Ontology annotation, cellular component: microtubule cytoskeleton; cytoplasm.
GACAUCCAUUUCAGUACCUAUAAUCCUCAUCACUUCCACCACCGUCGUGGGGUGAGACAGAGGAAUAGAAAACUUGCAGGACACUUCACCUAAUUCCUGUGGACUGCCAAGGCUGGCUGGCUUGCUCUAUAAUGUAGAUUUGUCCCACAGGGAUUUUUAAGAAAACAAGUCACCAUGGGAGAAGUUCAGAAGGGCUUAUUCUCAGUCAUCCAGAAACUGAAAGGCACCACAGAACAGGAACUACGGAUUGUUCUGCUGGGCUUAGACAAUGCAGGGAAAACAACUUUGCUGAGAAAAUUAGCUUCUGAAGAUGUGAGCACAAUCACACCGACCCAGGGCUUCAAUAUUAAAAGUGUGGCAUCAAAUGGCAUGAAACUGAAUGUGUGGGACAUUGGAGGUCAAAGGAAGAUCCGCACAUUUUGGAAGAAAUACUUGGAAGACACCGACGUGCUGAUUUACGUCAUAGACAGUGCCGACAAGAAGAGGUUAGAAGAAACUGGACAGGAGCUGUCAGAUCUUAUAGACGAGGAGAAUCUGAAAGGUGUUCCUGUGUUGAUUUUUGCCAAUAAACAAGACCUUGUCGCCGCCGCUCCAGCAAGUGAAAUUGCUGAAGGACUAAACCUGCACACGUACAGAGACAGGCAGUGGCAGAUCCAGGCCUGCUCAGCCCUUUCGGGAGAAGGCGUGCAAGAUGGCAUGAACUGGAUUUGUAAUAAUAUUGUAGAAAAGAAAAAAUAGGCAACUCAUCCAUGGACUCAGGCUGUUUUCAUGUACACUUUUGUUUUUUUAUUUUCAUUUUGUUUAAAAAGAUAAUUGAAAAUCCCUUGCUUUUAAGUGCUGCAGUUAUAUUUUGUGCUUUGUUAUUACGAACAUUGAAAUUUACCAAAGAAGUUUUAAAGUUCUGCCUUUUUGCUUCCUAUUUUGAAAUAUGCACUCCUAAGACCGGGGAAUGAAAAAUGUUGUUGGAGCUAAACGUAAUAAUUUAUUGAAUAGAUUGCAAUGUACUGAAGAGAAGGAAACUGAAAUGAAGCCUAACCAGCCUGUCAAUUAAGAACGACCAGCCUCUGAUGAUGAAGCAGCGGCCUUUGGUUUGCUCGGCCACAUCUUCAAUGGUGAGCAGUCGAACCAAGCAUGUUGUGAGUGAAUAGAGUGAGACAUGUCACAUAAACUCCUCAUACUGAUUCAUAUCACAAGAGUUUAGAAAGAUGCCAUAUGUUUUUGGCUGGCGCAGUGGUAGUGCUGCAGGGUUCGUAUCUCUGUGUGGAGUUUGCAUGUUCUCCCCGUGUCUGCCUGGCUGUCCUCUCACAAUCCAAAGACAUGCAGGUUAGGUGGAUUGGAAACACUAAAUUGGCCCUAGUGGGUUUUUGGUGUGUGUGUUUGUGUGUGUGUGUGUGUGUUCACCCUGCGAUGGACUGCCGUCCUGUCAAAGGUUUGCUCCUGCCUUGCACCCUGUGCUAGCAGAACUAGGCUCCUUGCUCCACCACAAGACCUUGUUCAGGGAUAAGCAGGUUAGCAAUUGACUAGAAAAUGAUGAAAUAUUUUUGUUAAAACCUUUGCAAAAAUAAGCCUUAGUCUGAUCUUAUACAGCACCUUUUGUCAGGAGCCGUUUCAUCAGGUGAUUUAUGAAGGCCAUGUCUUUAUUUUCCAACUGCACCAUCAUAAUGAGUUUUGUGACAUUCGUCUCUUUUUCUUUACCAAUUGUCUUUGUUGGCACCAUAAUAAGUCAUUUUAUUAAGACUUCUCUUUGUUUUACAGUAUAUAGUGCCUUUCAUAGUGGGCAUCACUGUACAACCCCAACACAGCUUAUUUUUUGCAUGAGUGCAGGUGCAGAGCACUGUGAACAAUACUCGGUUAAAAUACAAAUAUAACCUAUAUGAAUUAUUAAACAGGUACACUUAUACUGUAAAUACAGAUGUGUUAAAAACACAGAGAUCUAUGUAGAAACUGACUAAACAUAAAUGGAAACCAACAAUAUCUGUUGUAAAAAAUGAGACAGACAAAGACAAAAAGCUGGGGCACCACCAUGGUGAUGCAGUAUAAUUGAA